Messenger RNA from Parnassius mnemosyne (clouded apollo), 2016 nucleotides. Lineage: Eukaryota; Metazoa; Arthropoda; Insecta; Lepidoptera; Papilionidae. The record is from the annotation of a GenBank genome assembly.
AUGGCAAGACACCGAAAUGUUAGAAACAGAAGUUACUCGGACGAUUACGACUAUGAUGACGUUUAUGGACAUUCAGUUGAAGAAGACAACUGUUUGUCACCAAGUGAUACAUCGCAAUGGAUGUAUGAUCGUUCGCGUAAUCACCAGGCGAUUUCGAGUUUUUUAGAAAACCAUAAUGAUAUCCAAGAAGAGACCGAGGAAGAGCCUCUUACUGAACCGAGUCGCCCGGAACUGGAUCGCCGUCAAUCAUCAGAUUUACGUUGUCUCUCUCUAACUGAAGCAGAUGAAGCAAAACUUUUAUCCUGUUUGGAUGAGUUGCGAAAUAUUUUGGGUGAUACUGUGUCAGAAAAUAUGCUUAUUCAAACAGUCCUAAGUCAUAAAUUUGAUUUUAACAAGGCUUUAGAUGCACUAUUAAGUAAUGAUAAAAAUAAACCAAAACAGACUGAGAAAAUUAAGGAGCAAUCGAGAGCUCCUCCAUUAGUUCGCAUUGAGCCAGCUAAAACUGUAAUAAAUGUUGACAAAACCCCUAAAGUGAUUGCAACUAACAACGAACCCACAACUGUUGGUGUUAUUAAAGGCUUCAAAGUGGAACAAGAUGGCAGCUCAGGAAGCCGACCACAAACACCAAGAGAUCAAUCACCUACUACAGAAAAAUCUAAUCAAGCACCAAGCAAAGUUAAAGAAAAAAAUGAUCCUAAUAAGCAAUAUUCUAAUGAAAGGGGAUCUGACAAAGAUCAUUUAUAUAUAGUUGUAAUAGGACAUGUAGAUGCAGGAAAAUCUACUCUUAUGGGUCGACUUCUUUGUGAAUUGGGUGAAGUGAGUCAGAGGACUUUACAUAAAUAUGAACAAGAAAGUAAAAAGAUUGGUAAACAAAGUUUCAUGUAUGCAUGGGUAUUAGAUGAAACUGGAGAAGAGAGAGUUAGAGGGAUUACUAUGGAUGUAGGACGGGCACAGUUUGAAACGAAGACAAAAAAAGUUAUAAUUCUUGAUGCACCAGGUCACGCUGAUUUUAUACCUAACAUGAUAACUGGUGCAGGUCAGGCUGAUGUUGCUUUAUUAGUUGUAGAUGCAACACGAGGAGAGUUUGAGUCAGGUUUUGAACUUGGUGGUCAAACCAGGGAGCAUGCAUUACUUGUUAGAUCUCUUGGCAUAAGUCAACUUGCUGUUGCCGUUAAUAAACUUGACACAACUAACUGGUCAGAGGAUAGGUUUAAUGAAAUAGUGACGAAAUUAAAGAUAUUCUUAAAACAAGCUGGAUUUAAGGACUCUGAUAUAACCUAUGUACCUUGUUCAGGUUUAACUGGUGAAAAUUUGGUAAAACCACCAAAUGAGUUAGAGCUAUGCAAAUGGUACAAAGGUCCGUGUCUUCUAGAUGUUAUCGAUCGGUGCAAUGUGCCUGUUCGGCCUGUUUCUAAGCCUCUGCGUAUGUCCAUAAAUGAUAUAUUUAAGAGCACUGGUACAGGAUUUUGUGUUGCUGGUCGUAUAGAAAAUGGAAUUUUAAACAAAGGUGAUAAAGUUUUGGUUUGCCCUAUCAAAGAAUUGGCUGAAGUUAAGGGUAUAAGUAUUAAUGAUCUGGCCAGUAAUGUAGCUUUUGCUGGGGACCAGGUCAGUGUGACUCUUUCAGGUGUAGAUAUGCAGAAUGUUUCUGUUGGUAAUGUGUUAAGUGACCCUGUGCAACAAGUACCAGUCAGUUCUCGCUUUGAGGCUAGGUUAGUAGUGUUUAAUGUAAAGGUGCCUAUUACGAAGGGUUAUCCUAUUCUCAUACAUCAUCAGUCCUUAGUUGAGUCCGCAAAUAUAGUGAAAUUGAAAGCUUUAUUAAAUAAGAGUACUGGAGAAAUAUUAAAGAAGAAACCAAGGUGCUUGGGUAAUAAUUCAGUGGCAGUUGUUGAUAUAGAAGUUUGCCGACCAAUUUGCAUUGAGAGAUACAAGGAUGUCAAAGAGCUAGGAAGGGUUAUGUUAAGAGUUGCUGGAGUCACUAUAGCAGCUGGUCUCAUUACAGAUAUUUAUGAUACUUGA